AUGAUCAGGUGCGUGAGCCUUCCCACCACGCCCGAUCUUCAGCUGGUAACACGACUUGCCGCCCACGACGGGGCGUACUUUGCCGCGGCCAUUGCGACGGCUCAGGCGGGCAAGGCCGCGGCGGACGCGCUGGCCGAGGUCCUGCGCCUGCUCGCCAACCCCUGCCUCGAAGCUGUCGCGGCGAGCAAGUCACUGCUGUACGCGGCACUGGCUGACGAUGCAGACGGCGUCGUGGUGCCCGUGUGGCAGGCGGUG
Messenger RNA from Thecamonas trahens ATCC 50062, 255 nucleotides. RefSeq lists its product as uncharacterized. NCBI's taxonomy places the organism in Eukaryota, Apusomonadida, Apusomonadidae. The annotation marks the transcript as partial. The transcript has a single exon. The record is from RefSeq and is a predicted model, not a curated record.